AUGUUAACUCUAAAACAGCGUGCUCAAGGAUUUCUUCUAGCCUUUUAUGAGCACUACAUUUCCAAAAAUCCGGAUAUUUUACAUGAGGAUUUUGCGAAAUUCAAAAAUGGUGUGCAGACUCAAAGUUAUCGUGAGUUCCAGUUUUUUUUUCUCUCCUUGGAAAAUUUCAGUUUCAGAAGAUGCAGUAACUACGAUGCAAAAUUUGAGCGCAGAAACAAUCAAUCAACUUCAGGAAGGUGUAGAAGUUAUGAAAAAUUUUACAAAUUCGGAUUGGGAUUCGGAAUGGCGGGAUCGAAUUGUUGAAGAUGUUGGUUUUGGAGUUUUGGAAAUUCGAAAAUCUCAAAAUAAUUCGAUUUUCAUUGUUACUGAUGAAAAUAUUGAGGGUGGUUAUAAAAUGCUAAAGUAUGUUAGACAUUAG
Messenger RNA from Caenorhabditis angaria, 418 nucleotides. The record is from the annotation of a GenBank genome assembly. NCBI's taxonomy places the organism in Eukaryota, Metazoa, Nematoda, Chromadorea, Rhabditida, Rhabditidae.